Messenger RNA from Rotaria sp. Silwood1, 1083 nucleotides. The record is from the annotation of a GenBank genome assembly. NCBI's taxonomy places the organism in Eukaryota, Metazoa, Rotifera, Eurotatoria, Philodinida, Philodinidae.
AUGGGUUAUAAACGAAAAUUUAGUUUAAAUAUUGAACGUUUUCAAGAAGAAGAAGAAUCAAAAAAUUCAGUUACAUCAACAAUUUUCACUCCAACUAGAAGCAAACAUUUUCGUCGACAACUGAGUGAACAAAUUUACAAAGAAUCUCAACUGACGAAUCAUUUUGAUGAUGAACAAAAAUCACUUUUACUUAUUGAUGGUUUUGAAAAGUUUCCAUAUAAAAUUGCUGAUAUAAGUCUAGCCAAAUCAGGUAGAACAGUCUUGUCAGUAGACGAACAUGAAAUACCAGGUGUUAUGCUACUAAGAAAAAUCUAUGGUCCUGAACAACCAUUGAAAGGUGUUCGUCUAGCUAGAUGUUUACAUUUAACAGCACAAACUGGUGUAAUGAUCGAAACAUUCAUUCGAUUGGGUGCACAAACAAUCUAUUUUCCUGAUGGUCAACCAUUAAAUGCAAUUUUAGAUGAUGGUUGUAAUUUAACAAGAGUUACACAUGAAAAAUAUCCACAUUUGACAAGUAUGAUACAUGGUAUUAGUGAAGAAACAACAGCUGGUAUAACAAAAUUACGUAAAUUAUUGAAAAAUGAUGAAUUAAAAAUACCAUUCAUCAAUGUUAAUGAUAGUGUAACAAAAUCAAAAUUUGAUAAUAACUAUGGAUGUGGUGAAAGUCUUAUUGAUGGAAUAAAACGAGCUACAGAUGUCAUGAUCGGUGGUAAAAUUGUCGUAGUCAUUGGAUAUGGAAAAAUUGGAAAAGGAUGUGCAAAAGCAUUAAGUGGUUAUGGUGCACGCGUUAUUAUUACUGAGAUUGAUCCAAUUUGUGCUUUACAAGCUGUGAUGGAUGGUUAUGAAGUAACAACAAUGACUGAAGCAUGUCGAUAUUUAUCAAGUGGUCGAGCUGUUAUUCUACCUGCUGAUGGACGUGUAGUUAAUCUUUCUUGUGCACAUGGUAAUCCAAGUUUUGUUAUGAGUAAUUCAUUUUCAAAUCAAAUACUAGCACAAAUUGAAUUAUAUGAAAGAAAAGGACAAUAUUCAAUUGAAAUUCAUACUCUUCCAAAAAAUGUAAAUGUUAUUUCAUUGAUUGAAUAA